Messenger RNA from Lucilia sericata (common green bottle fly), 923 nucleotides. Its product is annotated as receptor expression-enhancing protein 1-like. Gene Ontology annotation, cellular component: endoplasmic reticulum tubular network; cytoplasmic microtubule; endoplasmic reticulum membrane. The coding region runs from base 118 to 795 and encodes 225 amino acids. NCBI's taxonomy places the organism in Eukaryota, Metazoa, Arthropoda, Insecta, Diptera, Calliphoridae. The transcript has a single exon. Gene Ontology annotation, molecular function: microtubule binding. The record is from RefSeq and is a predicted model, not a curated record. Gene Ontology annotation, biological process: endoplasmic reticulum tubular network organization.
UUUGUGUAUGAAAUUUCUAAAAAUGUUUAUCAUUUUGUUUCAUUAUUAAUCCUUCGCAGUUAACGGCACUACCAACUCCAACAUUAUAUUUUAAUUAAAAUAAAUAAAUAAUUAAAAAUGAUAAAUAUAUUAUUUUCCCGUAUUUGUGUACUUACCUGUGGCACUUUGUAUCCCGGUUAUAUUUCAUUUAAAACGGUGCGCGCCAAAAUUGUCGAGGACUAUGUAAAAUGGAUGAUGUAUUGGAUUGUUUUUGCCAUUUUUACCACAGCCGAAAAUUUUACGGAUAUAUUUUUAACUUGGUUUCCAUUUUAUUAUGAAAUUAAAGUUGUUUUAAUACUCUGGUUAUUGCCCACUAUGGGCAAUGGCAGUUCAUUUAUAUAUAAAAGUUGUAUACAUCCUUUGCUCAAGAAACAUGAGACACGUGUUGAUCAUCAUUUGGAACAAGUUAGAGAAAAAGGUCAGGAUUUGAUUUUGCACUAUAUGCGAGAAGCUGUGCUGUGUAUUGGCAGAGCAGUAAUGAGUGUUAUUAAUAAAAACUUUCCCAACGGUAUAUUGGGUUUGUUGGCCAAUAAUAAUCCUUAUACAACUGGCAGAUCUAUACCGGCUGCUAGUAAUAUUGUUAUAGAAGAGGAAAUUGUGCCACAUAUUGUAAAGAAAACUACCACAGGACGUAAAACUGCGAAUAAAGCUUCCACUAACCAUAAUGAAACGGAAGAGCCUCAUACCUCACGUGGUCGUAGUCGCAAAGCACGCCAAUCUAAGCCUGACAUUGAUUACAAUUUAAAUGAAAGUUAAGUGUGGCAGCACAAAGAAUUGUUUUAAGAUUUUAUACCUAUUUCUGAUAAUUUUCUUUAGAUGUAAUUAUUACUUUUUUUGUAUUCCAACUAUUUAUUAGAAAUUGUAGUCCUAUUUGGUUUUUUAUA